GAAUCCAGAGCCCUGAACAUCCUGUGGAAAGGCUCCGGGAGCCUCCACCCAGCCGGAUCUGGUGUGCUGACGUGUCGGCUCCUCCGCAGCCCACAGUGCUCAUGCUCCAGCGGGCGAAACCGACACCGCCAACAACAAAACUGCCAGCAUGGCAGCGAAGCACUUCUACCGACAGGGCUUUUUAUUACUUUUAUUCAAUUUUAUCUCGACCGCGGCCCUGGAGAAACGCUUCUCCGACCUGAAGAGAUGCGCCGACGACGAGUGCAGCAUGCUGCUAUGUCGGGGGAAAGCAUUGAAAGAUUUCUCGGCACCGGAUUGUCGAUUCCUGUCCUUUAAGAAAUCAGAAACUAUCUAUGUUUACUACAAACUUGCAGGCAGAAGGACUGACAUGUGGGCAGGAAGUGUUGGAAAUAUCUUUGGCUAUUUCCCAAAGGACCUUCUUGCAGUUAACCACCUUUAUACAGAUAAAGAAGUCGAACUUCCCGCAGAGGAAACAGAUUUUGUCUGUUUUGACACUGGAUUUGAUAAGUUUGACAAUUAUGACAUAGAUGUACUCUUAGCCUCCUUCGUGGAGGAGAAUAGCAGAGCAAGUAGGGGAACGUCUGACCAAAUCCAAGUGGCAGAGGACACUCCAAAAGAAACACAGCCAUUUGAAGAAGAAGAAGAAGAAGAAGAAGAAGAGCAGACUGAAAAACAAACUGAGCAGCAAGAGAAUGUAGAUCAUCUUGAUCCUGAUGAUCAAAAUGCCUCUUUACCUGAGCUUGAUGUGGAAAAUGAAUUGCCUCCUUUAGAAAUAGAAUCUGAAACAGCCACACCUGAUUUUAUUGAAACAGCCGAAGAAGUUGAGCAAAUCAAACUAGAUGAGUCUGUUCCUGAAAAUGUUGUGUCAGAGAGGAGUGAACCCAAAGAUACACUCCCAAAUCCUGAAGUGGAAUCUGUGGCCAAAGACGAGUUUGUUCCAGAAACGGAAGCAGUCUCGGUUACUGAGGGAACGCAAAUCCCAGAGUUGAAAACUACCCUGGGAAACACUUUUGAUGCCAUCGUUACUGGUGAAGAAACCACUAAGAGAGUUACACCGUUUGAAGACGAAGAAGAAGAGGAGGAAAACAAAGAGGUGGACGAUAACUCCAAAGAAAACGUUGAUGUUAUACAAGACACUCCAUUACUGUCUUUCACUGAAAAAGCCAUGAACACUCCAGCACCUGAUUCCCUCCAAGAGCAUGAAGCUCCUCCAGUAACACACGAGGAUGAACCUCAAGCUGCUGAGGAGAAGAACAUGUGGACGUCAAUUGGAGAUGCAGUCUUUUCAGUUGUCACGGGGGGAGAGAUGACAGCACAUGUGAGUUCAGACGAAGAUGAUGACGAGGAGGACGAAGAAGAAGAAGAAGAAGCUGCUGCAAAACCCACUGAGGAUUUUGAGGAAGCAAAAAAAGAUCUCGAAGAACCAAUGAUUAUAGAAUCUCCCAAAGAGCCUGAAAUCAUAGAGCAAGUUCUUCAAGAUCCUCCUGGUUCCAGCUCUGUACAGACAGAUAAAGAAACAAUCAGUGAUUCUGAGGAACUUUUGUUGGAUAGUGACGAUGAGGGUGAAAUAGAAGAGAUCGAACAUGAGGAAGCAGAGGAUGAAACAUUAAAACCUUCAGCUGAUACACCACAGAUACAACACCCGACAGGAGCAAAUAAAUUAUCAGAUAUUUUAUUAUCACAAAAAGAUACCUCUGCCAAUAAUGAAAUAGAAAAAUCUGACAUUAAAACAACAGAUGAAACCAUUAAGCACAAAGAAGAGGAAGUGCAGGAGGUGUCCAAAGAUUCUGGAGUCAAUGAAGAUGUACAGGACAGUAGCAUUGCAAUGGAGAAUAGACUGGAUUUGGACAAUGUGCCAGAAGAAAACAAGACGGUGGACGAUCGUGUAUUUGUCAGUACAGAAACUGAAACUCAUCAGAUCCUUUCCAAUGAAGAGUCGAGGGAUUUAGAUGUCGAAGACGACAUAAAGACAGUAGACGACAGCUUACCUGAUCGGUUACAUGAAUAUUUAUUGGCAGAUCUUAAGAAGCAUAUCCAUCAACUAGAUUUAUCUGUUGUUGAACCAGAGAUUCAUGAGGAACCACAUACAGAGGAGCUGGAGGAAGAAAAACCUGAAGAGCUGGAGGAAGAAAUUGUUGUGGUGAAAGAAGAAUUACUUGAAGAUGAAAAUGCACUUCCGUCCGAACAAUCAGAUAACACAGACUCUGACAAGCCUGCUCUUGAACCAGAAACUCUGCCCACUGCGUCGACUGUAGAGCCAGUGUACAGCGACAGCGUGAUGAGACUGACGCUACUGCGAGACCGCUUCUCAGAAGAAUACAUGGCGCGCGUCCAAAGGCGUCUGGGCCUCAAAAAUCUCUUCAAAGUGGAGGCCAUGUUCUCUGAUCUGGACACAGAGUUGCAGGCCACCCGUCAGUCAGAUUCAGGCACGACGCAAGACAUAGAAAGUGCUCUAGAGGAAAUCCUGGAAGCCUCGGAAAAAACCAUCUUGGACGAGAUUGAGAAGAUGCUGGACGGACAGAAUGCAAAAAAUGUUCAGGACCCACAUGAGGACACGAGUAGUGUGGAUGAGGAGACUGAAAUACUGGAUGUCUUCCAGGAGCUUGCAUUCAGUUUACGACAGAAGUAUUCAACAGCCAGUGACAGCACACCUUUAGCAGCAGAUAUGGACCAGGAUGGACAUGAAUUGAAUGUUACUGAGGAAACGCUCCCCAUUGUUGAGGAGGAAAAGGUUGACAUCGUUCCUGAGGCCGAGAGAGAGCAAGAAAACAUCACAGCAACAGAUCAUGAGGAAAGAGCAGUAGAGACUGAGGAGGAGCAGAUAGUUAUGGAUGAGGUGCACUCUGGACCCGAUGUCAGUGUGGAGGAGGACGGUGGACAUUUGAAUCAAAACAAAGACAAUCAGCCGGAAUUCAGUUCAUCAGACGACAUGCAGAAGGUCCCACAAGCCACUCUGGAAAAUCCUUUAGACGUGGGCGUUGGUGUAGAGGUGGAGCCCUCGCCCUCAGGAUCUUUGGAGCCAUUGGAUCCAGUGUCUGAAAUUAACGAAGCAGAAGUGGGAUUAUUCUCAUCUGGAUUAUUUUACAUGGGCUGCAUCUUUUCUAUCGCCAGCAGUAAAAUUGUGGAGUGGACAACUGUGAUGAUUUCCCUUUUGCCAGACGAGUGGAAGCCAGGGGAGACGUUGUACGGAUGUCCCUGGCAAGCGGUGGUCUUCACUGCUUUGGUUGGAGUUGUGACCGUCACCAUCUUCUUCUGGAGAACUGUGUUGGCAGUAAAAUCGAGAGAAUACCUUGUGGAUGAAAAAAGGCUCACAGAGCAAAUCCAGGCUCUCAAAAAAGAGAAGAACGAUUCUCUCACCAAGAUGUCUGAACUCCAGAAGCAGACUGAGAAUCUGAAGGAGAAUCAAAAGCAGUCAAAGGAAACAGUCGGUUCUACAAUGAAAAGGAUGCAACACCUGGAGAGUAAAGUUUUGGAGGCAGAAUCCCGAAAUAAGCGGAUGGCUGAAGAAAAGAAUUCAUAUGUAAAACAACUCGAAGAGGAGCGGACACACUCUAAGGAAUAUGAAACCAGGGUCGAGAGACUGGAGAAGUCAAAUGAGAAGCUGCAGCUCAGCAGGAAAAAGAUCCAGGAAACGCUCUCGAGGACUUCUGUUCUCCUUGAUGAAGCCAAGAUUCGUGAAGAUGCCAGAAAAGCUCAGCACAAAUGUCUUGGGAAAGAUUAUGCAGCGCUGAAAGAAGAGAACAAGACGUUUAAGACUACUAUAAAGAGCUGGGAGGACAAACACAAGGAGCUGAGUGAGCAGAUUAAAAGUUAUCAAAAGUCCCAGAAGGAGCUGGAGGACUCUGUGGUGCUCAAAGAUCACAACGUGGAGGUGCUGUCUGAACUUCUGGCAGAUUUAGACGCUUGCGAGCUACAAAAAGGUGAAACCAAAGUUUUAGCCAAUGGUGAAGUAGCAUCUGAUAAGAAAACAGUCGUAAAGAACAGAAUCAAACAGAUGAUGGAUGUUUCCCGGGUGCAGACCACUCUCACAGUAGUUGAAGAAGAGCGAGAUCGCUUCAUGACUAAACUACUGAACGAGGAAACGACGAGAAAGGCACUGGAAGAACAACACCAGGAGCUGGAACAUUCAAUUGCAACUUUAAAAAGCACCAAAAGCCAUGUUGAUAACCAGUUCAAGAUCCUCCAGCAGAAAAAUGAAAUCAUGGUUGAAAUGUACCAACAGAAGGAAAAUGCUCUACAGCAGAAAUUAACGAAGGAGGAACUAGAGCGACGCAGCAAAGAGAGUCUGCUCUCGGAGGUGGGAGGAAAAGCUGUGGAGGCCGAGGAGCAGGUCAAAGUUUUGAGGCACCGCAUUAAUGAAAUGGAGGACCAGAUGAAGAAGACGGAGGACGUCUACAAAGAGCAGAUAAAAGAGCAGGAAAAUAAAACUCACUCAAACUGGGUGAAUGCUCGGAAUGCAGAGAGAGCUCUGAAUCAGGAGAAGCUUGAAUCAUCAAAGCUCCGUGAAAAGUUGGCUGUUUUAACUUCGCAGCUGAAUGAGCGUCGUGCUCCUCUCUUCAGACCAAACCCUGGACAAGCUGCAGUUCCUCGCCAAGGUGACUCAUACGGGCCCUCUCCUGUGAGUGGGGGUGCACCAUCCCCUCCAAUAAUGAUAGAGGGUCCCAGACGCCCUCCCUCUGCCCCCGUGGGGCGAAGAAUUGACCCGUAUGGCUCUCGACCUCCAUCAGAUCCUCACGGUCGUUACGCUGAGAACAAACACAUCUCUGGGAUGGACUUGAUGGGUCCCCGCAGCUCAUCGCCCGCCAACAUGGAUGGACCUACACAAGCAGUAGAUCCACAGGUUAAAGCAGAGACUCAGGCUGAGGCCUCCACAGAGAGUCCAGAGCCAGGACCUGGAUCCUUCAUAGCGUCUCCAAUCAGGGACUCGCCUGGUCCCAUGAUCCAAGGACCUGGCCCUGGACCCCAUGACCCGCUCCUCCCUCCCGGACCCCACAUCCGCCUGCCACCACCCGGGCCUUACAGACACCCGCGACCCGGCCCCUACCACCUGCCGCCUGGUCCUCUUCCUCCAAACCUACCUCCUCUUCACGGGCCUCCACUACCAGCUAAUGGACACCCAGGUAUGCCUGGACACCCAGGUAUGCCUGGACCAAUGGGAGGAGACUUUGGGCCUCGCCCCGCCAACGGACACGUGUUCCACCCCAGGCCUGGCCCAGGUCAUUUCAUUGAUCCUAGGGGUCCGCUACCACCGCAUUUCCGUCCUCCUCCACCUCAUCACUUUGGACCAAUGCCUCCACCACACGGUGUCCGAGGGCCCAUUGGACCACGUCCACCUUUCCAUCCUGACAUGCGCUUCCCAGGACCACGUGACCACAUCAACCCACCAAUGGACCUGCCCCCAGGUAUCCCACCCCAUCCUGCACAUCCUGGUGAUGCUUUCGGUCAGGCUCCACCCCAUGCCCUCCACAACUCAGCGGGCGCUCACAGCGGCCCUGGGCACGACCCGCGCGUGAGGCCGGAGGCCCCGCAGGACUCAGCAAGGCCAGCAAUGGCCAAGCCUUAAAAAUGCCAGCUGCGGCAGAGAACUUGAAUUCCUCAUUACCCCCAAACGCAUCACGUUCACAAAUCAGAUCCGGUCCAAACAAAGGUUAUGAUUAUUUUCAUAUUUCAAUUAAUGAAAUCAAAUAAAAAAUUAAAAACUGCAAUGAUGUUUGUUUUAAAAAAAAAACAACAUGGUCUUGGCAUUAAAACAAGAAUUAUGUCUGAAAUUGAUUUAAGAUGAAAGGGUUGCCACUGUUCUAAACAACUUAUUGUGCAAUAACAGUUUAUUAAAUGCCAGAAACUUUUUCAUUUGUGUUUAUCUUUUAGAAAAAUGGCAAUGAUUUUUUUUUUUAAAGGGGCAAAUUGUUUUAAAUGUCAUUUCCUGUGGAAAUUAUUUUAUGAAAAGGAAAAAAGGAGAGAUUUUAGCUUCUAGCAUUUCAGGAAAACCACAAUUUUCCCAAAGCUGUUGCUUUAGAACGAACUGUAAAGCAAUGUGUAAUUUGAUGGCCAGAUGUAUAACUUAUUUUACUAUGUUGGUAGAACUUUUAUUAAUAAAGAAUGGGAAAGUA
Molecule: messenger RNA, 6131 nt
Organism: Hippoglossus stenolepis (Pacific halibut)
Lineage: Eukaryota; Metazoa; Chordata; Actinopteri; Pleuronectiformes; Pleuronectidae
Gene: mia3
Product: MIA SH3 domain ER export factor 3
Exons: 28
Coding region: 149-5584 (1811 amino acids)
Biological process (GO): protein secretion; endoplasmic reticulum to Golgi vesicle-mediated transport; vesicle cargo loading
Cellular component (GO): endoplasmic reticulum membrane; endoplasmic reticulum exit site
Molecular function (GO): protein binding
Source: RefSeq, a predicted model, not a curated record